CAGAGUAAAGAGCUGCUCAGAGAGGCAGAGCAGUCUGCACACAUCAUCAGCUUGUCUCUUUAGGAGGACGAGAGCAAGAGAGAGUAAGAAAGUGGGUUAAGAAGAGACAGACGGAAAAAAGGAAGAAAAGAGAAACUGCAUCAAAGAAAAGAGAGAGUUGUUGUUGAGCUGGGAAUCCAUCCAGCAGACUUCAGUUUGUGUCCAAAACCAGUUAAAACCAGAGUGACGGGGAGCCGUGAGUGGGAGGACAGACUGGUUUCUAGCCACAGGGAGUAGACUGCAAAGCACCAUGGCUGACAAUGUGAAUGAGGAGUCGGAUUAUACUCCGGGGAAAGAUGAGCUGGACUGGGGCUAUGAGGAAGGUGUAGAAUGGGGACUUCAUUUCCCAGCAGCCAAUGGCGAGUACCAGUCUCCCAUUAAUCUAAACUCCAGGGAGGCUCACUACGAUCCGUCACUCCUGGAUGUUGGAUUGUCACCAAACUACGUGGUGUGUCGAGACUGCGAGGUCAUCAAUGAUGGACACACUGUCCGUAUUAUUCUCAGGUCCAAGUCAGUGGUUACUGGAGGUCCACUGCCAAGCGAUCACGAGUAUGAGCUUCAUGAGGUUCGAUUCCACUGGGGCAAAGAGAACCAAAGAGGAUCGGAGCACACGGUCAACUUCAAGGCUUUCCCUAUGGAGCUUCAUCUGAUUCACUGGAACAGCACUCUGUUUAACACAUUGGAGGAUGCUCUAGGGAAGAAGAAUGGAGUACUUAUCAUAGCUCUUUUUGUGCAGAUUGGUAAAGAGCAUCUGGGACUGAAGGCCAUCACUGAAGUUCUCCAGGACCUGCAGUACAAGGGGAAGAGCAAGAUAAUCCCCUGCUUUAAUCCCAACACUCUGUUACCGGAUCCAUUACUGAGAGACUACUGGGUGUAUGAAGGAUCUCUGACUACACCACCUUGUAGUGAGAAUGUGACCUGGAUUCUCUAUCGUUACCCUCUCACCAUCUCACAGUUACAGAUUGAGGAGUUUCGGAGACUACGGUCCCACGUCAAAGGUGCGGAGCUGCCAGAAGGGAAUGAUGGGAUGCUGGGGGACAACUUCCGUCCCACCCAGCCGCUCAGUGACCGGACAGUUCGCGCUGCCUUCCAGUGACUCCCACUUUCCACCGCCAUCUCAGACAAACUGUGGGACCUACAGAUACAAUCAAAGAAGGUAGCAUUGUCACAGAGAGAAGAAAGAAGAGGCGUGAAGAGAGUAGCAGCAGUGCAAGGAUGUGGUUCUAGAUCAGCCGCAGAUUAAGAGUGAAGGUGGACAAAGAAGCUAUUGAUUACACCCCUUUACAGUGUGUGUGUGUGUGCUUAAGUGUAGUCUCUACACCCUCCUGCCCCUCUCUUUUAACAUAUGUAAAAUCCCCCUCUGUUUGUGUACUGUAGUGUGGUAUUGUGUUAAUCUGCUGUGUCUGUCCUGGUGACAGGAGGCUUAUAAUCAGCCCAUCUCUGCUGUCAAAACAAAAGGAAGCUUGAACCACAGAUGUGGUACCUAGACACAUCCGUGCGCGUACACACACACACACACACACACACACACACACACACACACACACACACACACACACACACAUCCUUUGUACAUUACGUGAAUACAGGACGUUAAUUAUGCAAGACUGUACACAUUUUACACAAAGUUUAUGAGCUUAUUUGAAGCUAAAUUUCAAAUGAAGUCACACAAAGAAAAUAUACACGUGUAUUAAAUCAAGCAUCCAGCAAGAUCUUAAAAGAAAUCAUGUUUCUAUACAGCCUCUGUUUGAAUCUUUUUAGCAAAUCUCCAUUGUUAGUAUUUCUUUAUUAAAUGUCCCCCAAAGGGCUGGAGAGAGACAGGCAGGUGUACCGGCUGAAUAUUAUUGGAAAUUAUGCACUGAAGGAAUCUUUGAACUGAAUAAUUUUCCAUUAUUUCCAUCAGCUUCCUGUACCUGAUGCAUUUUCACAUCCGCACUCUGGAGGUUGGGCUCAUUUUGUAGGUUAACCCUUCAAUCCAGUGUAUUUUGCUUAUUUUCCAACUCAAUAUUUGAAUUCUGGGACUAACAUUGUUUAAAGGUUCAAAGUAAUCCAUAUUUACAAGGUGUUGCUCUCCAUGCCACUACCACACUGCUGCACCAGUUAGUGAAACAACUAUGUUUAAGGGUAAAACAUCAAUUUUUACAUGCAUCCUGAACAUUCUCAAUAUUUCUGAGGCUAACAAAUAAUAUCCAGAACAUCCUAAUAACAAGGGAAAAAAUUGAUUUGUGCAAAUUUAUAUUCUUGUGCAUUUUUACAUGACAAGUAAAGUAAGUAAAAAAAAUAUGAGUUGAUUAACUUUUUGAGCAUCAAAACGACACCAUCAACUUUUUAUUUUGGCAAAGCAAUUUAUGUUAAUGUCAUUGAGCCUAUAGUCAAGUCAUCUUCGCUUAUGACCUGGAUUACUCCCUGCAAAGCAUAAACAUGGUGCAACGAUGCUGUGUGCACAGAUGUGGGCGGUGAGCCAACGCACUGCAAGGCGAACAUCUCAGCUGUUAUUUUGUUUUGUAUUUUAGACCACCUCUCUCGACAAACAGGUUUGAACAGCAGGUGGGUGAAGCUAGGUGCCUGAGAUGACCAUAUUAGGG
Molecule: messenger RNA, 2624 nt
Organism: Pundamilia nyererei
Lineage: Eukaryota; Metazoa; Chordata; Actinopteri; Cichliformes; Cichlidae
Gene: ca8
Product: carbonic anhydrase VIII
Exons: 9
Coding region: 290-1135 (281 amino acids)
Molecular function (GO): carbonate dehydratase activity; zinc ion binding
Source: RefSeq, a predicted model, not a curated record